CUACGUGGAAACAACAUGUUACGUAAACCCGGCCCAGGGUCAGCCAGAAAGGCGUGACAGGUAAAUCUAGUGGGGAUUGUUACCUGUUCCGAAGAAAGACCAGGCUCAUAAGAGAGAAUUGCACGUGUAACGGGGACUGACACAGCUUAGCAUUCUCAGAUCUGAAGUCGGAGUUUAUCAGUCAGAGUUGCCAUGGCUACCGCCACAGAGCGGUACAACAAGCUUUUACAUCAAAGUCCAAGAUACACAGUGAAUGGGUUGUGGUACCCGGGGUCAGCGGAACGACAUGAGAAAAUACGGGAAUUCCCUAUCAGAUCCGACGAUAUUACCGUGGCUUGUUACCCAAAAAGUGGUACUCACUGGGUCGAGCGUAUCCUGCAUUUUGUGACGAGUGACGAGGACCUGGACAAUGUCAAGCACUAUCCGUCCAUCCCUAUGGAGGUUUCACCGCCAAACUUGCCGAAGACAUCGUUAGACUUACUCGAGGAAUCCCCGUCCCCGCGAGUCAUCUCAACUCAUCUGCCCUUUGAACUUUGCCCCAGGGAAAUACAGGAGGGCAAGAGCAAAAUUAUUUUGGUCAUUCGGAACCCGAAAGACGUGGCUGUCAGUCAUUUUUAUUUCCACAAAAAGAUAAAAAGCAUUGGCUCCUUCACCGACUUCGCUUGGCAAGAUUUUUUCGAAGUGUUCUUUUCUCCUGACACAUUACCGUACGGCAGUUGGUUCAGUCAUACCAAGAAAUGGCUACAACACCGCAAUGAUCCCAACCUGUUGCUCGUGAAGUUUGAAGAUUUGAAGACUGACCUUACGAAUGGCGUCUCCAGGAUAGCAGAGUUUCUAGGCCGCCCCGUUUCGGGAAAUCGCGCCGCCGCCAUUGCAGCCAAAUGCCAGUUUGACAAUAUGAAAAAGGAAGGAGAGUCGGAGGAUAGAGAGGUGGACAAUAUCGGAAUCUCAGUCUUCAUGAGGAAAGGUCAGGUUGGUGAUUGGAAGUCUCACUUUACUGUGGCGCAGAAUGAGAUGUUUGAUGAGGUCUAUCAGAGGGAGAUGGGAGACACAGACCUGGCCAUACAGUUUGAAACCUGAUUACUAUCAGAGAGCGAUGGGAGAUACAAUUUGAAAUUUUUGAGAUAUAACGUCAUCAGAGAGAGAUGAGUUAUAGAGUUUGAGAUGCAGUCUGGAACUUGAUUAUUAACAGAGAACCCCCCAGGGCCUCACAGCCAACUUCCCCAGAGACAACUCCAGUCAAAUUCCUCAGAGGGGUUGGUCGAUGAAAUUUUUUACAAAACUGACAGCUGAUAGGGGUGAAACCCACCCAGGCAGAGGCCUGUGAAACAGUACUUUCACUACUUUUGCCUAAUGUGUAUCCGCCAUCAUUCUCUAAAAAACACACAAAUUUAUACCUAGUAUGAAACUUUGAAACCACUGCUACAAGAUGACACCACUUAACAAGCAGAAGAAACAGAAAGGGAAGCCAACAGGUGCAAAUGAAAAUGUAUCUAAAAAUAGCUGGGGAUUACAUCUGACCCGACCCGGGAGUUGUUAAUUUUGGAGCGUAGCCAUUUGUCGCCACGUUAUAACUGAAAUAUUGCCGAAGUGGCAAGGAGACCAUAAACAUCUAGUGGAGGUAUGUGUGUGAACAGCAGGUAAUUUCCUGAUUGAGUUAACCUUCUAACCAGUAG
Molecule: messenger RNA, 1676 nt
Organism: Liolophura sinensis
Lineage: Eukaryota; Metazoa; Mollusca; Polyplacophora; Chitonida; Chitonidae
Product: sulfotransferase 1C4-like
Exons: 7
Coding region: 193-1080 (295 amino acids)
Molecular function (GO): sulfotransferase activity
Source: RefSeq, a predicted model, not a curated record